Messenger RNA from Salvelinus fontinalis (brook trout), 1737 nucleotides. RefSeq lists its product as uncharacterized. The record is from RefSeq and is a predicted model, not a curated record. The transcript has 3 exons. The annotation marks the transcript as partial. NCBI's taxonomy places the organism in Eukaryota, Metazoa, Chordata, Actinopteri, Salmoniformes, Salmonidae.
CUAUGUAGUAGUAGUAGUAGUAGUAGUAGUAGUAGUCUACCUAACCUGAGUAGUAGUAGUAGUAGUAGUAGUAGUAGUAGUAGUAGUUGUAGUAGUAGUCUACCUUGCCUGUAUAGUGGCACUUCACCCCUGGCAGGUCGCCCAGCCAGGACAGCAUCUCCUCCCAGCCAGGACAUCACGUCUCUCCUGGCAGGUCACCAGCCAGGACAGCAUCUCCCCCCAGCCAGGACAUCACCUCUCCCCAGCCAGGACAGCAUCUCCCCAAGCCAGGACAGCAUCUCCCCCAGCCAGGACAGCAUCUCCCCCCAGCCAGGACAGCAUCUCUCCCCAGCCAGGACCGCAUCUCCCCCCAGCCAGGACAGCAUCUCCCCCCAGCCAGGACCGCAUCUCCCCCCAGCCAGGACCGCAUCUCCCCCCAGCCAGGACCGCAUCUCCCCCCAGCCAGGACCGCAUCUCCCCCCAGCCAGGACAGCAUCUCCCCCCCAGCCAGGACAGCAUCUCCCCCCAGCCAGGACAGCAUCUCUCCCCAGCUGCCAGGACAGCAUCCCUCACAGCCAGGACAGCAUCUCCCCCCAGCCAGGACAUCAUCUCUCCCCAGCCAGGACAGCAUCUCCCCCCAGCCAGGACAGCAUCUCUCCCCAGCCAGGGCAGCAUCUCUCCCCAGCCGGGGCAGCAUCUCUCCCCAGCCAGGGCAGCAUCUCUCCCCAGCCAGGACAUCAUCUCCCCCCCAGCCAGGACAGCAUCUCCCCCCAGCCAGGACAGCAUCUCCCCCCAGCCAGGACAGCAUCUCCCCCCAGCCAGGACAGCAUCUCCCCCCAGCCAGGACAGCAUCUCUCCCCAGCCAGGACAGCAUCUCCCCCCAGCCAGGACAGCAUCUCUCCCCAGCUGCCAGGACAGCAUCCCUCACAGCCAGGACAGCAUCUCCCCCCAGCCAGGACAUCAUCUCUCCCCAGCCAGGACAGCAUCUCCCCCCAGCCAGGACAGCAUCUCUCCCCAGCCAGGGCAGCAUCUCUCCCCAGCCGGGGCAGCAUCUCUCCCCAGCCAGGGCAGCAUCUCUCCCCAGCCAGGACAUCAUCUCCCCCCCAGCCAGGACAGCAUCUCCCCCAGCCAGGACAGCAUCUCCCCCCAGCCAGGACAGCAUCUCCCCCCAGCCAGGACAGCAUCUCCCCCCAGCCAGGACAGCAUCUCUCCCCAGCCAGGACCGCAUCUCCCCCCAGCCAGGACAGCAUCUCCCCCAGCCAGGACAGCAUCUCCCCCCAGCCAGGACAGCAUCUCUCCCCAGCCAGGACCGCAUCUCCCCCCAGCCAGGACAGCAUCUCCCCCCAGCCAGGACCGCAUCUCCCCCCAGCCAGGACCGCAUCUCCCCCCAGCCAGGACAGCAUCUCCCCCCAGCCAGGACAGCAUCUCUCCCCAGCAGCCAGGACAGCAUCUCCCACAGCCAGGACAGCAUCUCCCCCCAGCCAGGACAUCAUCUCUCCCCAGCCAGGACAGCAUCUCCCCCCAGCCAGGACAGCAUCUCUCCCCAGCCAGGACAGCAUCUCUCCCCAGCCAGGGCAGCAUCUCCCCCCAGCCAGGACAUCAUCUCUCCCCAGCCAGGGCAGCAUCUCUCCCCAGCCAGGACAUCAUCUCCCCCCCAGCCAGGACAGCAUCUCCCCCCAGACAGGACAGCAUCUCCCCCCAGCCAGGACAUCACAUUUCCCCUGUCAGGUCCCCAGCCAGGACAGCAUCUCUCCCUGA